Python bivittatus (Burmese python) is the source of this 2432-nucleotide messenger RNA. NCBI's taxonomy places the organism in Eukaryota, Metazoa, Chordata, Lepidosauria, Squamata, Pythonidae. The record is from RefSeq and is a predicted model, not a curated record.
GCUGUCCAUGGUAUUCUCAGGAGUCUUCUCCAACACCAUAGUUCAGAGGCCUCAGUACUCUUCCUUCCUGCUUCUGCAUCAUAUCACUGCUGCCUAGAAAAACAUGAGCCGUGUGGAGUGGAGGGAUUACAUUCUACAGAAGACCCACCUUCCUUGAUGCCCUUCUCCUUUCAACUGUUGGCAUUGCAUUUACCAACUGAUGGGGCGAAUUCCUCCUCACAUUCAUUCAGUGCAACUUGUGGAAAGGGAGCAGUUUUCAUUUUAAAAAAAGAGGGAAGAAAUUAGAUAACUGUGGAGAGUGAAACCUAAUGAGUCUCUUGACCCAAAGCUUGCCCCUUUGUUAGCCCUCUUCUGGUAAGCGCAAUACUGGUGCAAAAAGUGCUCACUGUUGUCAAUCAAUUUGGGAUAUUAGUCAGUUGACUAUGUUGUUGUUCAGUCGUUAAGUUGUGUCCGACUCUUCAUGACCCCAUGAACCAUAUCAUGCCAGGCCUUCCUGUCCUUCACUGCCUCCCUGAGUUUGCUCAGUUGACUAUGACCAUGACACAAAUAGCUCUUGCUUUUGUUUUUCUUGCAAGAAAUAUAUUGCACCUUCUGUGCUGUGGAAAGGCAAUACAGUAGUGUUAUUAGAACACUUUUAAAAUAGAAAGAUCAAUAUCCUUUGCAGUCAUUGAGCAACAGCUUUGCACUUUUGACAACACAACUGAUUGGCUUGAAAAAUUCUAAUAAUUCAACAGGAAUUUCUACAAAAUCUGUAUAAUGUACCUCUUAUGAAGGUAAGGGCUGAGUCAAAUGAUCAUGAGUUCAAAUUUUCUUGAACCUUUAGGCCAGCAAGACAUUUGCAAUUUGGGUAUAACAACACAAACUUACUGAUAGUGUGGUUUGAGGUUAGUAGAUCACAAGUGCUUUGAACUAUAGAAAGCUGAUUUAUGAAUGUAAAGUACUAUGAUUUUUCAUUUUUAUUUUGUUUUCUUUUUUGGCAUGACAAGAAAAACUGUGAAAGCAAAUUAUACAAGAAAUGCAUAAUUUUGCAAGAUAAAUUGAUGUUAAAGAAGAAAAGAAAGAAAUCAACAUCCAUAUUUGGGCUGCUUUCAUUCAUCAGCUCCUGUGGAUAAAUCUUGACUAUCCUAACUCCUACCCAAAGAAGAAGAUGCCUGUGAUAAUUGAUCAGCUCCAGAUGAGUCAAACAAGGGCUCUUGGCUGUCUAGAUCCUUCACAGUGUACAUGUCCUGCUGUGCUUGUUAGUAGGAUGUCCUCCUCAGCUAUCAUCUUCGUUGAUAUUGACUUUUUUGAAGUGAAACUUCUUUGAAUUUCAGCAUUCCAAAGAGCCAUGGCCACCACAAAUCCUCUGGAGAACCUCCAAGUGGAAGCCAGCUGUUCUGUCUGUCUGGAGUACCUGAAAGAUCCUGUGAUCAUUGACUGUGGCCACAACUUCUGCCGGGUGUGCAUCACCCGCUGGUGGGAGGAUUUGAACCGAGACUUUCCUUGCCCUGUGUGCCGUAAGACUUUCCGCCACCGCACUCUGAAGCCCAACCGGCAGCUCGGCAACAUGGUAGAGAUUGCCAAGCAACUGCAGGUUACCAACAAGCGAAAGAUACGGGAUGAAAACUUAUGUGAGAAGCAUAAUGAAGUGCUUCGCCUCUUCUGCAAGGAAGACCAGGAGGCAGUUUGCUUAGCGUGUGAGAUCUCCCACGAACAUCGUUCCCAUACAGUUGUGUCCUUGGAUGAUGCCUCUCAGGAAUACAAGGAAAAGAUGCAGAAAUGCUUGGAGCCAUUGGAAAAAAAACUGCAAGAGAUUGCCCACUGCAAAUCCCGAGAGGAAAAGAAACCUGGGGAGCUCAAGCGGAAGGUUGAAGACCGUCGCCAGCUCAUCAUUAGUGAGUUUGAGGAGCUGCAUUUAUUUCUAGCAGAGGAACAGGAAAUAUUAAUGCAACGCCUAGAGAACGAGGAGAAGGAAAUUUUACAGAAGUUGAAGGAAAAUGUGACAGAGCUGUCAGAACAACGGAGUGCCCUCAACAGCCUUAUCACAGAAAUUGAGGAAAAGUGUUUACAGUCAGGCAUGGAUAUGCUCAAGGAUGUGAAGAGCACUUUUGAGAGGUAAGGAACAAAUCCCUCUUCAAUGAAUUUGGUAGUUCAGCUGCUGCUUCUUAUAGGGGCUGGCAAGGUUGUUAUUAACUGUUAUCAUUAGAGAAGCAAUGUAACUAGCUUAAACAUAAAGAGUCAAAGUUCAGUAUCUAGAGGAAUGUGUAUCUGUUUCCACAUUGAUUCCCUGUUUUUCUUAAUUCAUUUAAAAUUUUUUAAAUGAAAUUAAGGUGGGAUACUUUACACCAGGGUUCACAGUCUUUAGUGAAGUUUACAGUGUUACUUGGGCUUUGAGUGGCAUUCUGGGGCCAUUUUUCAAAAAAGUUGAUAAUGCCAGGAAAAAAAAUCCAUUU